CUCUGUUCUGCUACCUCUCUCUCUCUCUCCCUCUCUCUCUGGUAUCAGAAAACCAGAAGCCUUGCCAGCGGCGGAAGAUGGAGGAGCCGGAGUCGGAAGAGGUGUCCUCGCAGGAACCGCUUCCACAGAUCACUGAUGACGAUGUCCGCCUCCACGGCAGCUCGCCCUCCGCCCUCUCUUCCUUCCUCUCUGAUUCGCCUGAAAACGCCAGCCUCCAUCUCUCCUUCCUCAUCUCCUUCCUCCACCUAUUUUUCUCCCGUAGUAUUCCUCCUAACCCCCAAACAAUCUCUCUCAUCUCUCAGUCCCUCCUCCCUUCACUCCCGGUCCGCCUCCUUCCUUCUCUCAUGGAAACCCUUCUUUCCCUUUUCCAGGAGGCCCCGACCAUAGAUUCCGACCUCGCUCUCCCUCUCGAUCUCAUCCCAGUUGCUCUUUAUUUGCUCCAGUCCACCCCGUCGCUCAGGAUUCCUGGAUGCCACGACCAGGUACCUGCGAUCGAGUACGUAGACUCUGUGCUCGAUCGGAUUCUUGAGCUGGAGUGGACGCAUUCCUUCCUAUUGAGACUCACUCAUCUACUUCGUGAGUUCCCAUUUGGUGAGCGGAAGAAUUCGCGAUCGUCCGAGUUCCUGUUAAAGGUUUUCGCGGUUAUGGAGGGCGUUGAUCCUCAAGACGUUCCCCCUCUUGUUUACAAGAUCCUAAUUCUGGCUUCGAAGGGGUUCGACAGAAAGGUUGUCGCCAAUGGGAUAGUUGGAUUUUUCAGCGAUGCGAGGGCAUGGCCAGCUCUGGUUCGGAGACAGGUGGAAGGAACGACGCUGCUGCAUCUGGAUUUCGUGGUGAAGCAGGAUCCGUUGUUGGGCCAGCAGUUCCUAAACACACUGAGGUCGAGUCCCGAGAGAAUGUCACACUUUGGGGUUGCAAUGUUGCUCUCUUUCGGGAGAAUUCGGAGGUUUGCCGAAGCUUCCAUGAGCGUUCUACGGAUCGCAGUCCUCAAUUCUCACCGCGAUCACCGCUUGGCAAGUGUUUGUAAAUGGCUUCCGGAUAAUGUAAAGGAAGAGUGCUUCAAGUCAGUUAAAAUGGUAGAACAGGCUAUACUAAGAGCGAUCCAUGAGAGCAGCUCCGGGAGGGAGUACAUUAUACCCAACAUAGUGGAGCUUGGGUUCCUUUUGUUAGAGUCAGCUGGUCGUUCUGACGAAAGAAAAGAUGACGAGUUGUUGGGCGUUGAAGGACUGGGCAUUCAAACACUCAAGACAUUGUUUGAUGUCCAUGACAUAGCUAGAAAUGAGGUGAUUGAGCAGUGCAAGUUUCGGAUACUCUCUCUAAAGCCUCAACAGAGUGUGCCCAUUAUCAAACUUCUCAGCCGCCUGGUACAAAGUUAUCCUUAUCCGUUGCUGGAGCAUGUUGCCCAUCUGAAAGAGCUGUUGGACUAUUUCACAUUCAUGCAUUCUGGAACCGCUCUGAGCAUUUUCAUUGCACUUUUACCGCUCACCAAGCUCAGUCAUGAUCUUAAGAGGUAUAUGAUUCUGGUUGUCCGGAAGGCUGUAUUUAGAAGAGAAAUUGAAGUACGUGUAUCUGCAACCAGUGCAAUUGUUCAUCUGAUCCUGUCAGAACAGAAAAUUGGUAAGAUGGACUCUGAUUCGGUAUCUGAGAUAUCUAGCCAAGCUAGCUGCAGCCAGCAAGCUGAGGUAAACUGUCAGAUGGGAGCCACUCUCUUCCAAGAGCUAAGGGGUCCACUAAGGAGGUGUCUAUCUCAGCAGGCACUAGUAAAAGAGACCUUGUACCAAGGCCUUGUGAAGCUUGUUUUGUUUGAUCCAUCUCUGGCGGAGAUUGUACUGGAUUUCCUUUUGCCUCAUUUUCUUAAAUUCAAUAUAUCCCAAGAGGAAUCCAAUUUUCGUCUUGUUUUGGACAAUUGUAUUAAAAUUGAGAAUGGGAAACCCUAUCUUGAUGAACCACUUGAUUGUUUGUUUUCAUGUGCUUGUUGGAUUCUUUUUCUCCAGCCGCCAGGUAAAACUAAGCAGCCAUUAGAUCAUUCAUGGUCUUGCUUUGGCUUCUCUCUUUCUCAGGAGAAUGAGCCAGGUGGGGUCUCCUGUGCUGAGGCAUUUGCAAAUGCUGUAUUGCAGGUAAGGAAGUACUUCGGGACAGUGAGAUUGGAAGAUAUUUUAACUAAGGAGAUAGACGUACAGUCUCUGGAUGGACAAACAACUAGUUACCAUGCAUUUAUUUUGUUGGGAAUUCUAGAGGUGCUGGUAAAUGCUGUUGCGACAGACUUGGAAAAAUCAAAGGAAGGAGAAAAAAAUCAAUAUGAAAAAGAACUUUAUAAUUUCCUUAAUUUGUAUGAUUCAAUUGAGAAGGUUUACUUUCCAAAGUCUACUAAGAAUGGUUCGAAGAGAAAGAGAGUGAACUCUACUUCCUCGGAUAUGUUUAAUGCGCCCAAUUGUGAGAGCAAAGAGGGCCAUGAAAAUGAGUUGCUGAAGCUCAGACAAAGAAGAAGCCCUUUCCUGUCAACCGUGAGUGUUCAACAUUUAUUCAUGAUGGUGAUGCAAAAUGGUGAUGAAAGUCACAAUUGCCAAGCUGUUUCUCAGAAUUAUCAUCAAACUUCCCAACAAAAGCCAUCCGCAUGUCACUCUAAGCUGAUUCGUUUUGUACUCAACGCUUGUCUUCGUCAGUUAAAAACUUACUCCUUGAUGGCAUCUGAUGACCCAUUGAAGGCUUUGAUAUAUGGAGAUAUCAAGUCCCUAGGGCUUCCAUUGUUGCAGCUGGUUUGCCUGCUUGAAUCACAUUUGGACACAGAGAAAAUACCAAAGAUCAAGGAAGCAAAAGAGAAAGGAGCUUUUGAUGAUGGAGAAGGAGUACUCCAUUUGUCCCUAAUGUGCCUGCAUGAGUUAUUCAAAAUAAUUCUAUUAGGGUCUCAUAUUGAGGAUACUCUAAACGAAAUGAUGUCCGAUUGGAAACAUAUGUUUAAUUCAGGGGAAAGUGCAUGUAUGGAAGAUAAUGAAGUUGGUCAAUGUGAUUUAUCUGUUGGAGAUCAGAAGCUGACAACAGUUUAUUUGUUUUUCAAGAUGGUUAUAAGGCCACUAUUUUGUAAACUUCUAGGACUUUCCCAAUUUCGAGAAUGUGAGGUUCUCCUAGACAUUGCUUUGUUGCUGGGGAAAAUAUUACCUUGCAGUUUGGCGAACUCUAUUGGAGAAUGGGCUAAUCACAUGUGCAGAACUACAAAUUUGGCUAAUCCAAAGGCUUCAGAAAGUUUGUCAGCAAUAGCUAUUUAUUUAAGCUCAUCCCCCAACGAUCUAGCAAUUGCUUGCAGCAUGGCAUCGGAGCUUCUGAAAGUCAUAGGAACAGAGGAGGAAGAACCAAUUAAAGAGUCUAAAGUCUACCUUACAAUAAAUAAUUUGACAGGAAAUGCUGUUGCUACUCUCAUUCUUCAUUCCAUGGAAUAUUUUAUUGUAGAUUUAGAGUGGGCUGUCUUGAAAUGGAAAACUGUUUCGAGAGAUUCCAGCCUGCACUUGGAAGCAGCACUCUGUGCCAGGGCAGAAGCAGUUGUAAGCUUGGCUUCCCAGUUUGCCGAGAUGAACCUCAAAGAUCCUCAUGCAGAACAGUUUCUGAAAUUGGCUGCAAGAAUUUAUAAGAACUUGGCUUGUAUAGCAAAAUUUUGUAUUGCAUCUAAGGGUUACAAACAGACCAUACCAUCUAAUGAGUUCCAGAAACUUGUUGAAGUUACCUGCAAGAAGCUCACAUGCUCGCUAUACAAUUUCAUGGCUCUAAAACAGGGGGAUCAACAGGAAGUUUUGAAGAAGAAAGGGGUUGUAAAUAAGAUACGGAGGGAGACAAAAUGCAUCCCAAACCUUGUAUUUCAGAUUGAAGAUUAUGAGAGAUAUCUCAUUAAACUGAGCAAGCUAACUAAAGUGAACUUGCUCAGGCAUGCCAAGCGGAGCACAGCCAGGGAUUUCAAGAUACUGGACAUUAGGAGCAUGAACGAACCGGGUGCAUCUGGCCGCAGAUCAAGCCAGGCAAGUCAUGACGAAUGUCAAAAGGGAUCAGAUGAUGAAUCGGAAGAGGAAGAAAAUGAAGAUGCUCAGGAUGAAGGUGGGUCUGGUUCGCCUGAAUCUGCUGAAGAAAGGAAAAAUGACGAUAGUAACGAGGAAUGCACAGUAUUAAGAACCAAAAGGACUAAAAGAAACGUUGUUAAAGAUUCAGAAGAAGAUUCUGAGUAGGUAGCGACGUAGGGUCGAGAAAUUCAUGGCUGUUUGGAUUGAAAAGAAGGAUUUCUAAUUGAGUAGUGCAGGAAGAAGAGUCAGUUUAAUGACCCUGGUUCUCAAGACUUUGAGUGACGGAGGCACAUGACUGCUUGGGCCUUUUGGGUACAAAAAGUUUGUUCAAAGAGAGAGAGAGAGAUCCUGUCAAAUAGCAAUCCAUCAAGUGGGGAAGGAAAGCAUCAGAAGCAAGCUGAAAACCAGAUUCAAGUAUGUUAAUGCAGUUACAGGUUUAACUAUCUGACUUGGUUUUCGUCUGCAAAAUUUUGUUCAGUUAAAAAUUUGUAAGAUAAGAAAAGGGAAGCGGAAGAAGCUUUGCUGAAACAAGUUACUAAACUUUUUGCUGUCAUUUUCUAGUCGAUGAAUAUCUUUGAAUCGUCACCGGCAUCUGAGCAUCGGCAGUUGGGACUGAAGUUUUCAAGGCAGGAAUAUCUGUACACGUCUCGAUGGUUGAAGCUCGUGUCCGUUCUGCUGGUGUUCCAAAAGCGACGAAGAAAAAGAAUUCUAGACGUCCAGUACUUCAAACCGAUUGGAACUCUUGGUAGAAGUAGACCAGUUAAUCUGCUAUUACUGAGAUCUGUAAAGUCAUGUGAGGAUUGGACAGGGUUUUGUUCAUGAAAGAUUUGAACUGAAGGGUGGGUCUUGUUCAUUAUGCUUCCCUGAACGACGAGCGAUUUGGAAUACAAAACUUGUUUUUAGCGCA
Molecule: messenger RNA, 4947 nt
Organism: Nymphaea colorata (pocket water lily)
Lineage: Eukaryota; Viridiplantae; Streptophyta; Magnoliopsida; Nymphaeales; Nymphaeaceae
Exons: 13
Coding region: 78-4205 (1375 amino acids)
Biological process (GO): DNA repair
Molecular function (GO): DNA polymerase binding
Source: RefSeq, a predicted model, not a curated record